Messenger RNA from Macadamia integrifolia, 805 nucleotides. Its product is annotated as LOB domain-containing protein 1-like. The record is from RefSeq and is a predicted model, not a curated record. The transcript has a single exon. The coding region runs from base 25 to 651 and encodes 208 amino acids. Lineage: Eukaryota; Viridiplantae; Streptophyta; Magnoliopsida; Proteales; Proteaceae.
GAAGAACUGAUCACUGCAGCUACUAUGACUUCAUCUUCUCCUCCAUCUUUCCUUUCUAGUGAUUACUACUCUACUAAUUGGUCUUCUCCUGCUCAAUCAUCUUCUGGUUUUCCUUCCCCUCCUCUUCAUGAUGAUCAAUCUCUUCCCAAUCCUCCUUGUGUCGUCAGACCUUGCGGCGCUUGUAAAAGCCUCCGAAGAAGAUGCAUCCCAAGAUGCAUCCUAGCACCAUACUUUCCCCCAAAUCAACCUCUCAAGUUCAUGGCUGUUCACAGAGUAUAUGGAGCCAGCAAUAUCAUCAAAUUCUUGCAGAAACUUCCAGAGAGCAAAAAAGCUGAUGCAGUAGAUUGCUUGGUCUACGAGGCGGCGGCGAGGAUUGAAGAUCCAGUUCAUGGGUGUGCAGGUGAAGUUUGCCGAUUGCAGAAGCUUGUGAGACAGCUUCAGGUGCAGUUGGCUACUGCACAGUGCCAACUUCUCAACAGUACACAAUACCAACAGGAGAGCUUCUCAUGUGAUAGCCAAGCUAAACAACAACCCAUGUUGCAACAACCUUUACUGGAUGAAGACUUAAUGUUAGGUUCACCAAGCUUCCAGAUUUAUGACUGCUUCUCAUGUGACAACUCAAUAUUCUUUCCUUCCAAUACCACAAAUUGAUUUCUUGAGGGAUGUAGAAACCAGUUACUCUAAGAACUCAAGUGCUCCUACACUUGUUCCUGUGGCUUGUGCUUCUUAUUUAGUUCUGGUUGCUUCUUAUUAUUCCAAUUCAGAAGAUGAGUCUACUCUAAUGGAUGUCACUUCCUUUUUUGAA